UUUGUAGUCAAGAUCCUUAGCAGGGAUUAGAGCUACCAUCCAAAUCCUUAAAAAAUAUAUGGAUUUUGAUACUCUUAUUUUGGACCUCUUAGCAUGAGUCAAAUCUUACUAGUAGAUCUAAUACCUAAAUUAGCAUUUUUAAGUACCUUUCAUAGUCAUCCUCUCCCAGGGCAAACCAGAAGGGGAAUUCUUUAUUAUGUCACAAUGAUCAAAGGAGGACAUUCUAUAGAGAUAUGCAGAAUAAAAACAAGAAGAAGAAAGAAGACUAUAAGAGAGGCUGGAGAUAGAUUCAGUGAACGUAAAGGCUACAAUAUCUGAGACUGAAGCAAGUUUCAUAGAAAGGCAACACUAAUCCAAGAGAAGCUCUACUUAAGUCUUUCAUGAUGGCUGAUUCAGCAAAACUGGCCAUUUUUUAACUUGUCACUCAUAAUAGAAACAUACAAGAAACAAAGUAUACUACAUACGGGACAAAAGUGAAUAAACCGAUUGUUAGUCAAUAUGGCUUCAUUGGAACAACAAAAAUCCGAAAGUCCACUCCAAUGUAGAAGCUUCAACUACAUCAGAAAUACCUCCCUCCCUCCCUUGCUGCCUUUGCGCAGAGCAAGUUUAACGCCAGAAAUGGAGAACUACAGGCAUGGCUGCAUGAGGGAUUCCAUGCUUUGUAAUCACCUCAUCCUAAAGCCAGAAUUGGGAAGAACACGAAGAAAUUGCAGCGUGUUACCAGGAUUUGAUUUUGCAUAUGGAAAGCCAAACUGCUAUGAAGACAGUGUGGCUAAAACAAUCGGACAAUGGAACAUACAUUCAUAUACUACUCCACUGAAAGUAAUCCCAUCUAAUUUUAUUUCCUUAAAUGCAAAAGCUGUACAGGCUGGCUUCGUUACUCCUGCAGAGCACCAUGUAUUCAGAAGGAGUUAUCCCAAAAUCAAAGAAAUUAAAAAAAAUAAACCAUCACCAGAAAUUCAUAUCCCAAAAAAGCCUGCCAAUGAUCCAAAGGUCAAUAUAGCUGACCUAAUGCAGGAGAAGUUCAAAAAUCAAUGGAGACAGGAAAGAAUUCUACAAGAUUCACAUUGUUAUAAAAAAACAUUCAAGUUCAUACCAAAAGUGGGUUACUAUGAAACUUAUGGCACCAAGAUCAAGCCCUAUCAUCCAAAUAUCAAACCAUCUCCUCCUUGGAGAAUGGCCCAAUUUCAGAAAGCUAAAUCUUGUCUUAAUACCUUCUCAGAUGAGGAGAUUCACCAAAAGUCACUCAAGAACUUCCGUGCAGAAGCUCCUGCUAGAUGUGGUACCCUAUCUUUGGGCAUUUACACUAAUACAGUUUAAGAAAAAAAUGUCCUAAUGAAGAAAUAGAACACUAAAUAGUAUCAUUGUAAUGAAAGGUAGUAAAUUGUUUUGAGAU
This is a messenger RNA of Monodelphis domestica (gray short-tailed opossum), 1396 nucleotides long. RefSeq names its product cilia- and flagella-associated protein 77-like. NCBI's taxonomy places the organism in Eukaryota, Metazoa, Chordata, Mammalia, Didelphimorphia, Didelphidae. The record is from RefSeq and is a predicted model, not a curated record.